This is a messenger RNA of Cygnus olor (mute swan), 669 nucleotides long. It is a transcript of the gene MLANA, whose product is annotated as melan-A. The record is from RefSeq and is a predicted model, not a curated record. Gene Ontology annotation, cellular component: trans-Golgi network; endoplasmic reticulum membrane; melanosome. The transcript is spliced from 5 exons. Lineage: Eukaryota; Metazoa; Chordata; Aves; Anseriformes; Anatidae. Bases 123 to 464 code for a protein of 113 amino acids.
AAAAAAACAGAUCAAGUCAAAGAAAAGAACGUUGUACAUGCUUUUAGUCAACAGACAGAAUACAAGUCUGAAGGAGGGCCAUAGUUCUGUCCUGUGGGUUUGAACAAAACUCAACUCUCAAAAUGCCCAGAAGAAACCACCACCCAGAUGGCAACUUUUUCAGAGGAAAAGGACACAGCUAUCUUGCAGUAGAAGAAGCCCUGGGUAUUGGAAUCUUCAUUUUGGUGCUGGCCAUGCUAUUUAUCUUUGUCUGCUGGUAUUACAAGAGACGUAGUGGCUAUAAAAGUCUACAGAGCAAAAGCACUAGUACGGGCACAAUACAAACCAUGGUAGGUGAGGGAAGAAUAGCGGACUGCAAAAUGGCUCUGCAGGAGUACAGAAACUUUGAUUCUGUGGUACCCGGUGCUCCACCAGCUUAUGAAAAAAUUGAUGCAGAUCAGUUACCACCACCUUAUUCACCAUGAUAGCAACAGACCUUAAACUUUGAGAACAUUAAUACAAUUUCUUCAUGCUCCCUCUUAAUUCCCUGUACAAGCUUAACUUUCUUAAAGAUAAAACAGUAAUAAAAAUCACAUGCUUUCAAAAGCAACUGCUGAAAAUUAUUCCUGCAUAGUUUACAGAACUAGUUCUUGAAAUGCCUCAAUAAAGCUGAACGUGCUUUUGUUUUAA